Molecule: messenger RNA, 2832 nt
Organism: Gossypium arboreum
Lineage: Eukaryota; Viridiplantae; Streptophyta; Magnoliopsida; Malvales; Malvaceae
Product: protein MODIFIED TRANSPORT TO THE VACUOLE 1
Exons: 5
Coding region: 320-2425 (701 amino acids)
Cellular component (GO): trans-Golgi network membrane
Molecular function (GO): phosphatidylinositol binding; ubiquitin binding
Source: RefSeq, a predicted model, not a curated record
AAAACAGCCGGAAUUGACAGCGUUACCUUGACCACGGUCCCAAACAUUAACACCUGUUCUGGCAACCAUGCGCAAGGGACAGACAAAUUUAACAACCUGACGGGUCUGUGAGCCUAGCACCACGGUGUAAGCCUUCGUUCACAAAUCCAAAAUCUGUCUUUGCCCUAAUUCAAUCCCUAUUCAUCGAAAUUCAACGAUUUCCCUUCUUUUCAACGCCCCUUUCUUCAUCCAACCAAUACCAAAUAGAUCCACCUUAAACCUCUCGAUUCAAUCAAAGACUUUGAGGGUUUUACCCCUUUUUCCCCUUCAAUUUUUUGUAAUGGAUUCAAGCAGGCGAGCGGUGGAGUCGUACUGGAGAUCGCGGAUGAUUGAUGGAGCAACCUCGGAUGAAGACAAAGUAACUCCCGUUUAUAAGCUAGAAGAGAUCUGCGAGCUCUUGAGAUCGUCUCAUGUUAGUAUCGUUAAAGAGGUCUCUGAAUUUAUACUGAAACGACUCGAUCAUAAAAGCCCCAUCGUCAAACAAAAGGCUUUGCGGCUAAUAAAAUAUGCUGUGGGAAAGUCUGGUGUGGAGUUUAGGAGAGAAAUGCAGCGGAACUCUGCAGUGGUGCGUGAGUUAUUCCAUUACAGAGGGCAACCGAAUCCUUUGAAGGGGGAUGCACUCAAUAAGGCUGUUCGGGACACAGCUCAUGAGGCUAUUUCUGCUAUAUUUGCAGAGGAGAAAAAUGCUAGUAAGCCUCCUCCUGCAGACGACCUUAACAAACGAAUACAAGGAUUUGGGAACUCAAACUUUGAAAUGCCAUCUGAUGAUAAGAAAUCAUUUCUAAGUGAGGUGGUUGGCAUUGGAAGUGCUUCCCUCAAGCAGGGAAUCAGUAGUUUCACUCAGGGCCAUUCACUUAGAAAGAAUGAUAAUGGGAACUACAAAAGCCCUACACUUCAAAGGUCUUUGACUAAAGAAAUUGACCAUUCUGAUAGGUAUGAACCUGUUACAUUGCAUACUGACACUCAAAGGGUUUCCGGUAAUUCUGCUAGUGGACCUUGGGGCCAGGAUUCAAUAGUAUUACAGACUGAAACAACAAAUGGGGAAUCCAACUCAAAUAAAGAGAGUAAAACUCGUGAAGAGAGAUUGUUGGAAACCAUUGUGACAUCUGGUGGCGUUCGUCUCCAACCUACUCGAGAUGCCAUUCAGGCUUUCCUUGUGGAGGCUGCAAAGCUUGAUGCUUUGGCUUUAAGUCAUGCCCUUGAAACAAAGCUUCUAUCUCCAAUGUGGCAGGUUCGCAUGAAAGCUGUAUGUGUGCUUGAGUCCAUUUUGAGGAAAAAGGAAGAUGAGCAUUUCUUAGUUGUGGCUUCUUACUUUACCGAGAGCAAAGAAGUUGUUUUGAGAUGUUCUGAGUCUCCCCAAGCUUCCCUCAGAGAAAAGGCUAACAAGGUAUUAGUCCUUUUGAAUGGGGAACAACCUGGUGGUUUGGCAAGUACUUCAGAAAAGUUUUUGAAAGCUGAGACCACACCUGUUCAAAUGCCUGACCUGAUCGACACUGGUGAUCCGGAUGAUUACAAUGGACUAGAUAGUUCCACAAAAGAUCAAAAUGAUCAAAAUACUGCAGUACGGACAGCAACACCCCUUAUUGAUGACUUACUUGGAGAUGGUAUUGGUACUAAUCUCAGCACCAGUGAACUGAAAAAUGAUGAUGAUCCCUUUGCAGAUGUCUCUUUUCACACUACUGAGGGAAGAGAAAAUGUGGAUGAUCUCUUCUCUGGGAUGAGUGUAGAUGACAAGUCAGCUAUGAGUGAUAAUUGUGUGACUGCAAAUGAAAAAUCUGAACUAAUCGAUAUCUUUGGGACCAAUCCUGCAGCUCCAAUUGAGCCCGCAAAUAAAAAAACUGAUAUUAAUGAUUUGAUGGCUGGCUUGUCUAUGAAUGAGAAUCCACCUAGUUUGAAGCAGAAAGGAAUCUUUUCUGAGGCACACCCUGAAGAUAUAUUUGCCGAUGUCAACACUCAUUCUAGCUAUCAAGCUUCUAAUGAUGCUUUGGGUGGUCUUCUUGGUUCCCAAGCCACUGGGAUGAAUUCAAACACAACGUUUCCUUUAGGGAACAUGCCAUUUGCCAUCCCUCCUGGAUUAAUGUUGAACCCAGCCUUAUCUCAGCCAAUGAAUUAUGGUGCUGUGGGAAGUUUCUUUGCUCAGCAGCAAUUGCUUGCAACAAUGUCCAACUUACAACAUUUUGGGAAUCUUAAUGCACAAAAUGCUGGCUUCAAUAAUGUUUCCAAUGGAUCUAAUGGAGGGUCACCUCUCCCAGAUAUAUUCCAGUCAAAUUUUCCAAGUCAAACACCUAGUUCAAUGAUGAACAGUUCAAAGAAAGAGGAUACCAGAGCAUUUGACUUCAUUUCGGACCAUCUUGCAGCUGCUCGUGAUCCAAAGAGGACGGUGUAAGGUUAUUGUGCUUGAAUGGGCCUGUCGUAGAAUCUCAAGGGCACUUCAAUGAUGGUAAAUAUUCUUUUGAAAUAAUGGAGCUGUGAUGUUACAUGCAUCAUUACCGUUUCAUUGCAUGUAAUAUAACUUGAGGUGGGGUGGGGUGGGGGGCAUCCUUAAAAAGAAUAGGCUACUUUUAGGCCUGUUUUGUAUUUGAGAUGAAAGAAAAUUGGGAAAUGUUGUGCAGUUGCGGUUACAUGUUUAAGUUUUCAAAGUACUCUUUUUCUAUAAUUUUUUUAACGAACAUCUUGUAAUGGACUUGUAGAGUUGUACGUCUAGUCUUUUUGUCACCAGCUCCACUAGAAAUGCUGUGUUAAAUGCAAAGGGAUAGAAAAAAUCAAUAAAUGUUAUUUGCUUUAUCUGGUUUA